CGUUCUUGCGCUACCCGAAGACGCAAUAAGAAUGAACACAAACUAAAACCAAAUGAAGUCAAAAUGCCGUCGGAAUCAAAACCUUUGUUGACAGCUCAGACAGAAAAACCUAAUCAUUACUCAUAUUUGAAAGAAUUCCGCGUCGAACAGUGUCCGUCAUUUUUACAACACAAAUGCACUCAGCAUCGGCCUUUUACAUGUUUUCAUUGGCAUUUUAUGAAUCAAAGACGUAGGCGACCUGUUAGGAAGAGAGAUGGUUCUUUUAACUAUAGCGCAGACAAUUAUUGUACAAAAUACGAUGAAACUACAGGUGUUUGCCCCGAUGGAGACGAUUGUACAUUUUUGCAUCGCACGGCUGGUGACACUGAAAGAAGGUAUCAUCUGAGAUAUUACAAAACGUGCAUGUGUGUACAUGACACUGAUUCAAGAGGUUAUUGUGUGAAAAAUGGACCCCAUUGUGCAUUUGCUCAUGGUAAUCAUGAUUUAAGGCCACCUGUUUAUGAUAUCAAAGAAUUACAAGCUCUAGAAAAUCCGGAAAUUGACGCUAAUGGAGCUACUAGCAAUGGUCCAAAUGUUUUAGAUAAGGAAAGGAAUUUAAUGAACGAGGACCCAAAAUGGCAAGAUACAAAUUAUGUAUUAUCCAGUUAUAAAACUGAAGCAUGCAAAAGACCACCUAGGUUGUGUAGACAAGGAUAUGCGUGUCCUCAAUAUCACAAUAGUAAGGAUAAAAGAAGGAGCCCUAGGAAAUAUAAAUAUCGAUCAACACCAUGUCCUAAUGUAAAGCAUGGAGAAGAAUGGGGAGAACCUGGAAAUUGUGAUAGCGGUGAUCAAUGCCAAUACUGUCAUACUAGAACUGAACAACAAUUUCAUCCAGAAAUUUAUAAAUCUACUAAAUGUAAUGAUGUUCAGCAAGCUGGAUAUUGUCCUAGGGGAGUUUUCUGUGCUUUUGCCCAUGUUGAACAGGGCUGUGUUGCAGAGGAGAUGGCUCUGGCACGUGAAUUGAAUGCACCACUUGAUUGCGGUACCAACUUAGCAGAUAUAUUAUCUAGUGCACUACCGCAGACUCUUUCAGCAGUGGACAAGAAAGAUAAAGCUGGAAGUGACUCAUCUAAUGGGAGUGGAGAGGUGUCUGAAUCUGCUUCAACAAGCAGUAUAGGAUCAAAUAGUUCACAUAGCAAAGCACCUGGUUCACAGUUGACGCAUGGGCAAAAUAAAAAUAUCUCUAGCAUUUUGAAUUAUACAGCUCAAAUGCAAUUUGGCCUCUGUGGUCAGGAGUAUAACAAUGACAUAGCCAAACAAAUGUUGUCCUUAGACAAUGACAGUAUGUUGGGGACUAUGGACAAAGAACAGAAGCGCUUGUGCUUGAGUUAUGGCUUAGGCAACGCACUAGAUGAACUAAAUUUAGAAGAUUCUUUGAAUUUAAUACAAAUGGACAAAGAAUUGAAAGAUCAAGAAAUUAGUGUUUCAAAUUCUAUAUCAGCUGGAUUGGCAUCAUCAGGGUUAUUAGGAACGUCAGCACCAGUAAAUAUUCCAGGUUCUACAAUGUCCAACUUUAGUCCAACAAAUUCACCAUUGCAACAGUUGCAAUCUGGAUUCCUUUCAUCUAGAUUUACACAUGCAGAUCAUAUGGACAACUUUUUAAAUUCUCACACAAAGAUUGGUAAUAGUUACAACAACAGUCUAUUUGAUUUUGCUGGAGCAAACAUGUCUCCAGGUAGUAGAAACCAUAACACUUUCUCAAUGUCACCAUCGAGUGUCGGAGAAAUUAGCAGACUACGUGAUGAAUUAAACACUGCAACAGCUCAAAAGCUAGCAUGGGAAGAUAGAGUAUUACAAGCCAGGACUGCUUGUGAGGCAUGGCAAAGAGAAACAGAGGAAGCAACUAGAAAAGCGAGUAUUGCUGAGCAACAAAGGGAUGAAGCUGUAGGUCGGAUGGCACAAUUAAAAAUGGACCUAGAGCAAUUGCAAAGAGGCAGUUUUAUUCAUGGGAUGCCAAGGCAAGAACUGAGAACAUUGACCUUGCCGAAAUUAAAAGCUUUGCAAGCUCAAUUAAGGGCUGACUUGGAAGAAGUAGAAAAGGUUCUAUAUGUAGAAACGGCAGCUAAAUGCAUGAAAUGCGAAGAGCAAAACAGAUCAGUAACUUUAGCGCCAUGCAAUCAUUAUGUAUUGUGUGAUAAUUGUGCUUCCACACAAAAGGAAUGUCCAUAUUGUCAAACACCUGUCAUAGCACAAAUAUAAAAGACAACUGAAAAGUGAAGUUCAUCAGUGCAAGGAAAAUUUGUGAUUUUUUUUUAAAUUCUUCAUUUUAUACACA
Molecule: messenger RNA, 2314 nt
Organism: Ctenocephalides felis (cat flea)
Lineage: Eukaryota; Metazoa; Arthropoda; Insecta; Siphonaptera; Pulicidae
Gene: unk
Product: RING finger protein unkempt
Exons: 9
Coding region: 64-2238 (724 amino acids)
Molecular function (GO): metal ion binding
Source: RefSeq, a predicted model, not a curated record